AUGGCAGACUUCGAGCCAACGCUCGAGCGACUUCAAAAGGCAUACGACAGUCCUGAAUAUCAAGAGGGUCUCAAUGUGGCGUUGAGGAAGGCACUCAGGCUGUAUGCCACAGCUGCGGGGCUAGAUUUUGUCCAAGAUAAUGCUGGAAACAUUCACAUCUGGCAGCAUGGACGUGAUCGGGAUCUGGCAAACAUUGCAAUAGCAUUCCAGCUGGACGAGAAUCGGUCAAAGGCAGCGUGCCAGAGUGCCUUCCGGGUCUUCUACGAGCUACAAAGAGAGAACUUGCUGUGCGGCGUCACGUUGCUUGGCUGGACCUCUGUUGGUGACGAGUACGUGGGACGACAUCUCUGGGAGGGCGCAGGCUUGAAAACCCAAAACCAACCUUCCGACCGCGAAGUCCAACAAUUUCCAGACUUUGCGGAUGUAUCGGCGUUCCAGCUAUCUGCUAUCUUCGAGGUUGUCGAGGAACAACAGGAGCAGCUGCAAGUGGAAGGGGCUAAAGUUCUGGUCGAGCAGAUACAGAAACUCUCAGGCCCGCCCACAUCUGCCAGGCUGUCUCCGCGAAAGCAAUUGCGAGCACCAGCGGUGUGGUUGAGGGGGCCAGGAGCGGAGCGUGCAGCGUGUGAAGCGAUCAAGGCGUACAGCAGCUACAUUGGAGCUCUGUUUGACAAUUUCGACUAG
Molecule: messenger RNA, 681 nt
Organism: Cladophialophora yegresii CBS 114405
Lineage: Eukaryota; Fungi; Ascomycota; Eurotiomycetes; Chaetothyriales; Herpotrichiellaceae
Exons: 2
Coding region: 1-681 (226 amino acids)
Source: RefSeq, a predicted model, not a curated record